AUGUUCUUUGAACUUCGUGAAUACAGAACGCUUCCCGGCCAGCGCGAAAACUGGGUCAGGUUCAUGGAAGAGGAGAUCAUUCCCUUUCAGGUCUCCAAGGGUAUGGUGAUUCUCGGCAGCUUCGUGGGGGAGGAAGAAGACGACCUGUACAUCUGGGUGCGUCGCUUCAGCAGCGAGGAGGACCGGGAAGCGCUCUAUGAGGCUGUUUACCAGAGCGACCGCUGGGUCAACGAGAUCGGCCCGAAGGUCCCAGAGAUGCUCGACCGCGACAAGAUAGUCGUUCGCCGAAUUGAGGCCACCCCCCACUCCGUCAUACAGUAG
This is a messenger RNA of Geodia barretti, 321 nucleotides long. The record is from the annotation of a GenBank genome assembly. Lineage: Eukaryota; Metazoa; Porifera; Demospongiae; Tetractinellida; Geodiidae.